AACUCUUGACCAUAUAUAUGUAUGUAUGACAUACAUUGAGUUAGGCGUAUACAAUAAAAUUUGAAGUCAAUGUUUUGAACUCUCUAGCUAAAAUGCAACCACCAUGUUCUGGAGGAACAUCAUCACAACCCUGCUUCAAUGGUUGUUUUCCAUCUCCAUUUCUUGCCUCUGAGAAUUCCCAUGAUAACACUUCCAAUUCAAAUAGUGUCAGUAGAAUUGAUGACUUAUCCUCAGCCACAUCUUCAAGUCUUUACCCCAACACACAUUUCACAAACCAUGAAUCUCUCCCACUUUUACAAGACUCAUAUAAUAACUUCAUCAAAUCAUUCCCUCAAUUUUCCACAACUUCUCAAGUAGAUCAAAUUCGAGAUCAAGAAUAUCAACACUUGAAUAAUCUCUCCAAUACAUGUUUUGAUUACACUGGUUAUGGUCUUUUCUCUUAUGCUCAGCAGAACCAAAAAUCAUGUUCUUCUUUAUCUUCUUCAUCGUCUACUCGUUACUUGAACUUGGAACAAUCGUUCUUUGAUGUAUCGAUUAAGUCAAUGAAUUUGAAGUCACAGAUACUCUACCGAGGACACGAAUCCGAACUAGAGUCAAGAAUGAGAGAAAGAAUAAUGACAUUUAUGAAUGUCUCUGAAAACGAUUACGCCUUAGUUUUCAUUGCUAAUGAGGUAUCUGCUUUUAAACUUGUAGCUGAUUCAUUCCUAUUUCAAUCUAAAGGAUCAGAGCUUCUCACAGUGUAUGAUCAUAACAAUGAGGCAUUGGAAAUGAUGAUUGAUAGUUGCAAGAAGCAAGAGGUACAGAUUUUAUCAGCAGAAUUCACAUGGCCUAAUUUAGGAAUUGAAUGGAGAAAACUAAAGAAGAUGGUAACAUGUAAAAAGGAGAAGAGAAAAGGUAGUUUAUUUGUUUUUCCACUUUAUUCAAAGGUUACUGGAUCACCAUAUUCUUAUUUUUGGAUGUCUUUGGCACAAGAAAAUGGUUGGUGUGUAAUGCUUGAUUUAUGUGCAUUGAGACCAAAAGAAAGAGACACUUUAGGUAUGUCUAUGUUUAAACCUGAUUUUAUGGUUUGUUCAUUUUACAAAAUAUUUGGUGAAAAUCCAUCUGGGUUUGGUUGUUUAUUUGUCAAAAAAUCAAGUAUUUCUUCUCUUAAAGAUUUAGGAAAUGCUACAAGCAUUGGAAUUAUAAGUCUUGUUCCUACAUUUGCACAAUGUCACACUUCUAGCUCUCAUCAAAACGAGAGUGCACCGCCAAACGCUGAAUUAUUAGGAUUCGCUUCUCCUGAGAACCAGAGGGAUAAGACUAAAGAAGAGCAAAAUGAGGUAUCAUCAUUAUCAGAAAUUGUGGAGUUACAAGGCAUGGACAUGAAUGAUGAAAGAUUGGAAAUUGAGUGUAGAGGAUUAGACCACGCAGACUCAGUGGGACUAAUAGUGAUUAGUACAAGAACAAGGUAUUUGAUUAAUUGGCUUGUUAAUGCAUUAAUGAGUCUUCAACAUCCACAUGAUGAAAAUAGAUUUUCAUUAAUUAGAAUUUAUGGGCCAAAAAUAAAUUCUCAUCGUGGACCUACAGUGGCAUUUAAUAUAUUUGACUGGAAAGGAGAAAAGAUUGAUCCAACACUUGUGCAGAAGUUAGCUGAUAGGAAUAAUAUCUCUCUAAGUAGGUCCUGUUUGAAAAAUAUCAAGUUCUUAGAUAGGAACCAAGAAGAGAGGGAAUUGGCCUUGGAAACUAAAACAAAUGAAGUUGAAAAGUUUGGCAUCUCCAAGAAGAAAAGUGGCUCAAAUGAGUCUAGGAUAUUGGUUUUGACUGCAACAUUGGGCUUCUUGACAAACUUUGAAGAUGUUUAUAGGUUAUGGACUUUUGUUUCUAGAUUCCUUGAUGCUGAUUUUGUGGAAAAAGAGAGAUGGAGAUACAUUGCUCUAAAUCAAAAAACUAUUGAAGUGUGAAUUUGUUGUUACUUUCUGUUUUGUUAUCAACUCAUAUUCUUUAUGGUUAUUUUAUUUUAGGAUAAAAAUAAAACUCUUGCAGAUUUGAGUUGUAUGUUAUAUUUUGCAUGAUAAUUGAGUAACAUACCCUCCAA
Molecule: messenger RNA, 2074 nt
Organism: Medicago truncatula (barrel medic)
Lineage: Eukaryota; Viridiplantae; Streptophyta; Magnoliopsida; Fabales; Fabaceae
Product: molybdenum cofactor sulfurase
Exons: 1
Coding region: 93-1940 (615 amino acids)
Source: RefSeq, a predicted model, not a curated record